Fraxinus pennsylvanica is the source of this 582-nucleotide messenger RNA. Lineage: Eukaryota; Viridiplantae; Streptophyta; Magnoliopsida; Lamiales; Oleaceae. The record is from the annotation of a GenBank genome assembly.
AUGGCCGCUACCAUGACUACGGUGGCUAUGAUCAAUGCCAAGUGCUUCAACACCGAUACAAAGGGUACUUUUUACCCUUCCAAGAAAUCACUCUCUCUUCUCUCCAUGCAAAACCACCCAAGAGGACUCACCACCACCUCAAAGCCAUUAGAAGUCUCUGGCCCAGCUGGUACUGCCCUUGCCGGAGUUAUUUUCUCAACACUCAGCUCCUCUGAUGCUGCCUUUGCUGCCCAACAAAUUGCUGAUAUAGCCGAAGGUGAUAACCGGGGGCUCGCCCUUCUGCUACCUAUCAUUCCAGCCAUAGCUUGGGUUCUUUACAACAUUCUUCAACCUGCUCUUAACCAGAUUAACAAGAUGAGGAGUGUCGAAGGGGUGAUCAUCGGGCUAGGUGGACUUGUGGGCUCAAGUUUCGUGCACCCGCCAGAGUCAUCAGCCAGUGAAAUUGCCAUGAUUGCUGACGCUACCGCAAAUGACAACAGAGGCCAGCUCUUGCUGUUUGUAGUCAUCCCUGCCAUUCUUUGGGUGCUAUACAACAUUUUGCAACCAGCUUUGAACCAGAUCAACAGGAUGAGAUCAGAUUGA